Messenger RNA from Gastrolobium bilobum, 909 nucleotides. RefSeq names its product polygalacturonase inhibitor 1-like. Bases 1 to 909 code for a protein of 302 amino acids. The record is from RefSeq and is a predicted model, not a curated record. Lineage: Eukaryota; Viridiplantae; Streptophyta; Magnoliopsida; Fabales; Fabaceae. The transcript has a single exon. Gene Ontology annotation, molecular function: protein binding.
AUGAAAAGCACAUUGUUUCUCCUGUUCAUUUUGCUCUCUCAUGCUGCAUCGAAAGGGUGCAACCCAGAAGACAGAAGAGUCCUUCUCCAAAUAAAGAAAGAACUCAACAACCCAACCAUUCUCUCCUCAUGGAAACCAGACGCUGAUUGCUGCCACACUAGUACUUGGUACGGUGUGAAUUGCUUACCCCAUAAUAAACGUGUUGGCUCUCUAACUAUCUCAUUCGACAAUGAACUUAACUCUCAAAUUCCACCCUCCAUUAGUAACCUACCUUUCUUGGACGACCUAUAUUUAACCAACUUACCAAACCUCACAGGCCCAAUCCCUGAGUCCAUAUCCAAAAUCUCAAAUCUCAAAUACCUCACAAUAAGCUCAACCAGCAUAUCAGGUUCAAUACCAAACUUCUUCGCCAAACUGAAAAACCUCGUUAGCUUGGAUCUCUCAUUCAACCACCUCUCUGGGACACUCCCUCCAUCUCUUUCCAGGUUACCUAAUAUCUGGGUAAUAAACUUUAGAAACAACAAACUCACAGGUUCAAUCCCUUCUUCAUACGGGUCCUUGGCAUUAAGGGUGAACUCAUCGUAUAUCAGUUUGUCUCAUAACAGGUUUGAAGGUGAUGCCUCAAUGCUUUUUGGUUCCACCAAAUUGACAGUAUUUAUAGACCUUUCUUGGAACAAGUUUGCAUUUGAUAUGGGAAAAUUGGAAUUGACUAAGACACUAGACACGUUGGAUGUGAGUCACAAUCAGAUAUAUGGGAACCUGCCUGUGGGAAUGGAAAAUAUAUUCAUUUUCAAUGUGAGCUACAAUAGGCUUUGUGGUGAGAUUCCAAAGGGUGGCAGUCUUAAGACUUUUGAUACAUAUUUUCAUAACAAGUGCUUGUGUGGAUCCCCCCUUCCAAGCUGCAAGUGA